UUUGUACUUUUUGGAUGGUCUUUGCUUUUUCACAGAGAGAAUUAUUCCAGUGGGGGGUUUGCUGUAUUAUUUUCAUCCGUCCUGAUGUGUUCAACAUGCUUUUAAAAGAUUUUUGAUUUUUAAUAUAGAUAAGCUUUUAAUAUAGAUAUGCUUAAUGCCGAGAGCCAAACAUAGAUCAUAAUGGACUUGUCUUUGAGGAACUAUUCAUUUACCAUUAAAUUUCAGUUGUCAGUGUGCCAGGGGCAUUAACAAUGGAAUGAACAGUAAUAAAAGUGUCAUUUUUCCAUGCUGGAGUUUUAUUGGGCUUGCAAACCAGGCUAGUGUAAGUUAUAGCCCUUGAGGUGGUAAAACACAUCAUCUCUGGUUGAAUUAAACUGUUUCUAGUAGUUAAAAAUGAUUUUACAGGGAAAUAAUCCAUCUUCCAAAGUGAGAGAGCUGGAGAAGAAAUCUUUCAUCCCAGACUCCAAGAGGUUGACCCUCUCCAGCAAGAGAGAGGGAGCACCUUGGAAUUACCUGGUGUAAUGAUAAUUAUUAGAGAGCCCUCAGAGAUUAUUUUAAAUCACUUUUAGUGACUUCUCAGAGCUGACCUAGCCUUAGGAGCUGUUUCUACCCACUUCUUGCUCAGUGAGUGAUAAUUUCCCAGUAGAUGGGACCCCGUGUGUUGCCUCUGGAGUCUCCAGCCUCAUGAAUCCCAUAACCAAGCCUGCCACCAGCACUCCUUUCAAUGCUCCUGUGCCUGAGAUUCCCAGGAAGCGCAAAGGGAGUGAUUCCGAUAACCAGGAUACAGCUGAAGUUGAUGGUGAUCCUCAGAAAAGGAGUGAAGAUGAAGAACAUGUUAAAGUGAAAGAUUUCAGUUACAGAGAUAAGGCUAGGAAGCAGAAAUGUCUCCCAGGAAUUCCUAAGGACAUCCAGAGUUUUCCUCUGUAUAGUAGGGUGUCCAGAGAGGCUCACAGUCAAACAGAGAAACGAAGGAGAGAUAAAAUGAAUAAUUUGAUAGAGGAAUUGUCUGCUAUGAUCCCUCAGUGCAACCCCAUGGCCAGAAAGCUGGACAAGCUCACAGUGUUAAGGAUGGCUGUGCAGCACUUAAAGUCUUUAAAAGGUUCCAGCAGCUCCUAUUCAGAAGUCAGAUAUAAACCUUCAUUUUUAAAGGAUGAUGAACUCAGACAGUUAAUCCUGAGGGCUGCAGAUGGAUUCCUGUUUGUGGUUGGAUGCAACAGAGGAAAAAUCCUGUUUGUCUCUGAAUCAGUUUGCAAAAUACUGAAUUAUGAUCAGGCCAGUUUAAUUGGACAAAGCCUGUUUGAUUAUUUGCAUCCAAAAGAUGUUGCAAAAGUCAAGGAGCAACUUUCUUCCUCAGAUGUCUCCCCUCGGGAGAAGCUCGUGGAUGGCAAAACUGGCUUGCAAGUCCACACAGAUUUCCAAGCUGGACCGGCUCGGCUGAAUUCCGGGGCUCGCCGUUCCUUCUUCUGUCGGAUAAAGUGUAGUAGGACCACAGUGAAGGAAGAGAAGGAGUGUUUGCCCAACCCAAAGAAGAAAGAUCACAGGAAAUACUGCACCAUUCACUGUACUGGGUACUUGAAGAACUGGCCUCCUAAUGAGGUGGGAGUAGAAGAAGAAAAUGAUGCAGAAAAGGACAGUAGUAACUUUAACUGCCUUGUUGCAAUUGGGAGGUUACACCCUUAUAUUGUUCCCCAAAAGAGUGGAGAGAUAAAAGUCAAAGCAACAGAAUUUGUUACACGGUUUGCCAUGGAUGGGAAGUUUGUUUAUGUAGAUCAGCGUGCAACAGCAAUUUUAGGUUACCUGCCCCAAGAGCUUCUAGGAACUUCUUGUUACGAGUACUGCCACCAGGAUGAUCACAACCAUCUAGCUGAAAAACAUAAAGAAGUGCUGCAGAAUAAAGAGAAAGUCUUUACAAAUUGCUACAAAUUUAGAGCAAAAGAUGGGACUUUUGUUACUUUAAAGAGUCAGUGGUUUAGUUUCAUGAAUCCAUGGACCAAAGAACUGGAGUACAUUGUGUCAAACAACACUGUGGUAUUAGGUCAUAAGGAGUCAGCUGAAGAAGAGGUUUUCUACAGUUCCCAGCCUGCAGAAGAUGCUGUAAAACAGUCUUUAGUAAGUGUACCUGGAAUGUCCUCUGGAACAGUCCUUGGUGCUGGAAGUAUAGGAACCGAAAUUGCAAAUGAAAUAUUAGAGUUGCAAAGGUUGCAUUCUUCACCAUCAGGGGAGUUAAGUCCAUCACAUCUCCUGAGAAAGUCCCCUUCUCCAACUUUACCUGUGAACUGCAGCAAUGUGCCAAAUAAAGAGUUGAUCCAGUUAUGUCCUUCAGAAACAGAAGUUCUGGAGAAUUCCGAACAAACCCGGGGUGCUAUUCCAUUUCCCAACAAUGAGCCUCUACUCAGUGGUAAUUCCCAGCUGGACUUUGAUGCAAUAUGUGAAAAUGAUGACACUGCCAUGACAGCUCUCAUGAAUUACCUGGAGGCUGAUGGAGGCCUUGGGGACCCAGCUGACCUCAGUGACAUCCAAUGGGCUCUCUAGUGUUGCUUUUUUGGGAUAGGAAGGAAUGUAAAACCCAUAAUGCACAACAACCACACAUCCUCAGUACUGUAUUAUAGUUUUUUUAAUGUCUCAGUUGGAUUCAAACUUACUGUCUAUAUAUAUUUUUAAAGACUGAAGCCUUGUUCAGAGAGACACAACUUCUGCUGCACCUCUGGAAAAAUGCAAUAUUUUUUUUUCAUGAUGAGGAAACCUUGAAAUUUUAAUAUUGAACCAUCUGUAACUGGAAUGCUUAGAACACAUUAGUAUAUUUUUACUAAGAAGCUUUAACCAAAAGGUACUGUACAAUGUACAGGAAUACUUAUUUCUUAGUUUUAAUACUUAAACUUUUAUUUAUUGGUUUUGUUUCAAGCAGUAGAAUAUUGGUUAUCCAUGUUACCUUCUGUAGAACCUACUGUACUUGUAUGGUUUGAGGAUAUUUGUAACUAUUAAAUUUCGUGGAAAUGAUGAUUUGCACACACUAGAGUUGUAAAAUAAGGUUUUGUGAUUCUCAAAUGAUGCAGUUCGUGAUUCCUUGCGCUUCUCAGCAGUGCAAUUUUUGCAGUCAAAAGUGAAAAUAAAGAAUACAGAUCUGGGAACAAAGGUUGGAAUUGGAUCCCCAGAAGAAACAGAAGAGAAUGGUUUGAGAAAAACAGUCAUUUUCCCAGUAACCAACAUGACAAGGGUAUGAGAAAAGAGCACCAAACUUUUUAAUUACUAUUUUGUAUUAUUUUUAAUGUAUUAUUAGUGCAGAGAACCUGAGACAAACAAUGCCAUAAAGCUGUAAUAAAGCACUUUACUCUUCUACCAGGUUAUUUUCUAACUAGAAAAGUCUGAACAGACUGUCUUGGUUCCAGAGUGAGACUUGCACUGUCUGUUAGUGAAAAAAUGUUAAAUUCUAAAGCCUCUUUUAUAGUCUCUAUGUUUUUGGAGAUAAGGAGAACUUUCUAUUGCUUGAGUCUGUGACUUUUUCAAACCUCUCUGUAAUAUGGCCCUGUCUGUAAGUAAAUGCUAUGCAGGAUGGUCCUUUGGGGGGCAGCUUUUGCAAGGAUUGGAUCCCAGUUACAGCAAAUGACUCAAGAACAUAGCACUUUAUAGCUUUUAUUAGAACAAUAUAGCAUUAAUAUAUAAUGUGGAUCUUUUUAUCUCUGGGUUAGACAAAUUUUUGCAUAGUUUUUUCCCAUUUUCUUGGUUGUUUUUGUUUUAAUUCAGGUAAUGAAAGGAAAGCAUUUGGAGAUAUUUGAGAUGUGCAUCUUUUAAUAGAGACAUUUAAACACAGGUACUACCACGAGCUCUAUGGCAUUUAACACCCCAGGGCAGUCUGUUCCAGGGAUUUUUGGGAAGGCUAGAGUGUGGGAGCACAUGGAUGUGGUAAACACUAGAUGUCCCCCUUGUCCUGCUGGUAACCACCACUUGAACUGGCUCCCUGUUGCUUGACAGAGGAGCUUUAUAUCUUAUAGCUAUAACUUUUUUGGCACACGAGGAAUUUUUUCGGUGAUGUCCAGAUUUGUUGGGUUGAUUUUUCUUUUUUUUUUUUUUUAAAGUCUAUAUUCCUGCUUUCGUCCUUUUCUUUUUUUUUCUUUUUUUCCCCCCACAGACCUGGGGCCAAAAUGAUCAGUUCUCUGGCUUUAUUCAAAUGAACUUUUCUGGGUUUUCACACAAAAUGAAUUUUGGGCAAAGUGAGAAAAAUAAACAGGUACUUUCUAAGAACUGAUAGAAAUCUAUUUGCAUAAAGGAAAUUUGAGAAUUACAGGUUUUGCCAUUGUAAAAUGCAUUUUCUUUUUUCUACACUAGAAAUAAAUUCUAAAUAAAGCAAGAAAUACAGUAGUUAAUAGAGAAGUGACUAUAUAAAUAACUUAAAAUUAUACAGACUUUAAAUAGUUUUUUUUCAACUAGAUUAGUUUGAAAAUGGGGCAGCUGUUGUUACUGAAGGAGCAUAUUAGUUAUUUCCCAAGAUUUAUAUAAGUGUCUUUAGUCAAACCAUUAUUUUGGGAUUCCUGGCUUUCCCUAAAAAAAUAAAAACAAAACUGUAACUUUCUUUUGCAGUCAACGAUCAAUAUUUUGGCUCUUGAUUCAUUUCCUAGAUUCUCCCUUUACUAUUUGUGAAUUUUUCUGGCUUACAGAAAUCUUUACAAGAAAAGGUAUCACUUUGUAAAUAUUUUUGGUGAACUGAAUAGAUAUUUUUGAAUACAGCUGAGAUAGUUUGUGCUUAUUUCUGUUUGUAUAAUAACACAAUUCUGGUAAGUCAUGGACAGGAUGUGUGUUCUUUGAUGCAGGUAAUCAGAGGAUGUGGUUAAAUCAGGUCAAUAAAUGUUAUUUUGAUGCA
Chiroxiphia lanceolata (lance-tailed manakin) is the source of this 4855-nucleotide messenger RNA. RefSeq names its product aryl hydrocarbon receptor nuclear translocator like 2 (gene BMAL2). Bases 685 to 2532 code for a protein of 615 amino acids. Gene Ontology annotation, molecular function: RNA polymerase II cis-regulatory region sequence-specific DNA binding; protein dimerization activity; DNA-binding transcription factor activity, RNA polymerase II-specific. The record is from RefSeq and is a predicted model, not a curated record. The transcript is spliced from 18 exons. Lineage: Eukaryota; Metazoa; Chordata; Aves; Passeriformes; Pipridae. Gene Ontology annotation, cellular component: nucleus; aryl hydrocarbon receptor complex; cytoplasm. Gene Ontology annotation, biological process: regulation of transcription by RNA polymerase II.